UUUCCAUGCAUUCGAGAAACAGAUAAUGAACCGUAACUCACAGGAAAUAUAUAAAAGAACGUUCGUCUGGAGGCAUCAGAAAAUUAUAUUAAUACUAUGCACGUCGUCAAACUGCUUCUCAUCAUUUGCUGCCUCUGGACAAAUGUCCUGGCUGGCCGACGUUGUACAACAAUUAUGCAAGCUGGCUCGGAACCAUAUGAAUUUAAGAUAGUUGAUGGCAACCCCAUAUUGGAAGGAUUGGAUAAGACCACGACAAGUUGGUAUAAAACCAUCAAUUGGAAACAAGCAAUCGACAACAAUCUGAAGCUGACAUACAAAAGAGAUGAAUUACGAGACAAUAGCUGGUGGCAUUCGAAGAGUCAGGGUACAGCGGAUCUGUGCAAUUUCCUAAUAUCAGGGGAAGCGGGCUCUUGGGCUCACAUGGUACGCGAAGCACUAGGAUUAGCGGAAGGAUGUGGAGUCGAAGGAGAGGUAAAGGUCAACGGAGGUUACUUCUCUGGUGGAUUUUGCAGAGAUGUCAAUUUGGACACCAAGGAUGGCUGGAACUCAAAACAAAGACUCCUCCUCGACGUCGAGGACGACAGUGGAACUAAAUUACUAACAGGAGUAGUCGAUUUGAUAUGAAAGUCCAAUGUUUGUCAUUUAAUUUUCCAGCUCUGCACUGGUAGAAUGGGAAAACGAUUUAUUUAUAUCAACCGAGGUUUCUUAACUGUUAAUACCCCUAUUCGUUAGUUAUUAACGCAUCCAGGUAGUAGUUAACAGGCCACGUUUGGUACAACUCAAUCGUUUAGCCAAUUUUCAUGUCCCGGUUGAAUUAUCGCAUACGUUUGUUUAUAUUAUAAUCAGUUUAGUCGAAUAAAAUUUAGCUCGCUAA
This is a messenger RNA of Diachasmimorpha longicaudata, 874 nucleotides long. RefSeq lists its product as uncharacterized. The transcript has 4 exons. The coding region runs from base 97 to 624 and encodes 175 amino acids. The record is from RefSeq and is a predicted model, not a curated record. NCBI's taxonomy places the organism in Eukaryota, Metazoa, Arthropoda, Insecta, Hymenoptera, Braconidae.